UUGUAAAACCAAUAAACUACAACUGUUUUGUUCUGUAACUAUUUAAGUACGUAUUGCCAACAUUUGUAUUGGAAGGAUACAAAAAAAAAAAAAAAGAAACUAUAAACAAAAGAGUGAAACUAACAAACAAACAAAAAACUGCAUUAGCCAAAAUGGUUUUCAUGACUUCUAUAGUUGUCUUCACUCAUUCAAAAAUAACCUUUUCUUCUUUUGUUAUUUAUUGCACAAUCAUACAAAUUUGCGCUACAAGCAACACCUCUCUUAAACCAAUCCUAUAAAACCCACAAACACACACACAAACUAAACAAAAAUCAAACAUUUACAAAGAUUAUAGAGAAGGAAAAAACAUGACAAACCUAACUCACUCUUUGCUCUUCUUCUCCUGUUCCUUAUCUCUACUUAUACGUGUGGCCAUUGCAGGAAGUAGACCUGCUCAUGGUCCAGCUUAUUCAAACCCAUCUGCUUUCUCUCCAGAAGCUUACGAUUUCUUUCACCCAAAAUCAUCACUACCUGACAAUAAUCCACCAAGAAACUCGCAUUCUUUGCCAUUUCUUUCACCUUCACCUUCACCUUCAAAGGCAUCUAAUGUAGAAGCAGACACACAAGGAAGUAAAGUUUCAUCAGACGAACGCAUAAGUGAGAGUAGGAGAGAAGAAGGACGAGGAGAAACUGUUGGCAUAGUGAUAGGCAUUUCUUUCACAGCUCUCCUUUUAAUGGGAAUUUACUUUGUGAUCAAGAAACGACUAGCUAAUUUAACCCGCACGAUUGUAAUCCACUCUGAUGCUUGAUCAUUAUCAAGUAAUUAGUUAUUGAUUUUGCAUGCAGAAUGGUAGCAAAAUAGCUGGACUUUGGUCUGGUUUAAUUUAAUAUUCCGUUUGAAUUUGGGGUUCGACAAAAAUUAGGAAAACAUCUUGAAACUAUAUAUGGAAAAUAAUUUAAUAUUUCAUAAAGUUAAAUGGAUCUUAAAUAUGUUUUAGUUGCUGUCAGAAAAUUAAACCUUAUUCAGUUUGGAUUCAAGUCUAGUCGUAUUUUAGUCAACGAAAUAAGAACUAGAUUUUUGGUCAGAGUUUCUUCCAAUUUCAGACAGUCGCACUAAAAUGGCGUUCCGCGUUUUCCUCCGCGUCCUCUCCCUCACAGCUCUUCUCAUUUUCUCCGCUGUUUCUCCUUCUUUUGCCGCCUCUUCCUCCGACGAUGAGGAUUUUAGCUUCCUGGAAGAUCUCAAUGAUGAAGGUCCCGGUGAGCCACUUACUUCCCCUGUGAGUCUGAGCCAGACGAAUUCGACGGAGGAGAAGCCGGAAGACCCCGAAGCGUACGACGACGUGGAAUACGGAGAUUUCUCCGAUCUAGGUAAUCAAGUUUCGGAUCGGUUCCCGGCGACAUUACGUGGUGGUCGUCAAAGAGCGUAACUUCACAGACGUGAUAGAGAACAACCAAUACGUCAUGGUUUAGUUCUACGCCUCGUGGUGUGGUCAUUGCCAGUGUCCUGCGGCUCAAGGGAGACGGUGUCGGUUUGGCUAAAGUCGAUGCGACGGAGGAGAAUGAGCUGACUCAUCAGUAUAGCGUUCAGGGCGUCCCUACUAUUAUUCUCUUCUUUGUAGAUGGGGAGCACAAGCCUUACACUGGAGGGAGGACAAAGUAAGUGGAACUAAAGUUCAAAUCUUUAGUGUGAUUAAAGCUAGUGUUACUGAAGUUAGUGUGUGUCUUACAGAAAUACGUCACCGCAAUUUAUAUUGUAUGAUCAGAACUGUUUCAAUGGACUACAGAAAGAUGAGGAUAAGUAAAUUUUAGUUUUGACAUUCCAACUUUUUUUAUUUUGGUUUUAAAGGCCAGCUUGUACAACUGUUUGUCCCACACUGAAACAAGGUCACACUACUAGAGAGUUCAACUUGAUAGGAGAAGACCCAUGUAUAUGAUUGCAUACAUUGAGUAGAACUAGAGGAACUGAUCUCAAGGGAAAGAGACUACAGUAUAUAAAAAAUCCCAAAGCUCAAAUCAGUCACAUUAAUAUUCCUAACGCUCUUUUUUUGUUUCAUUAAUAGUUACAUUUCCUCUUCGGUGAAGUUGCCAAAACUUGUGCAAUUAGUCAAAAGUCAACCCUUAAAAGAAAUAUAAUUAACUUUACGUAGGCGUCAACAUUAAUUUAAAGUGGUUACUUGCCUUGCAUUUCUUAUUAUUGACUCUAAUUAUUAUAUUCUUUUACUAGGAUUUGGUCCGCCCUACGGGCGGGUUAUUAAUAAAAUUAUUACAUAUAUAUCAUCAAUUUAAUAAAUAUUUUAAGAUGUUUAGCUUAUUUUAAACUAGGGUCGGCCCGCCCUACGGGCGGGAUAUUAGUUAUAUUUUUUAAUUUUAUCGUGAAUCUUUGAUUUUAGAUACCAUUGUUUAUAUGGUAAAUUAACUCUUAGAUUUUACUAAUUGUGUUAACUUUUUGGUAUUUUUUUAUUUCUAAUUCAAUAAGCAUUGAUUUAUCAUGGUUGGCAGAUAUAUUAAUUAAUUAAUUGAUAUGAGUGUGAUAUAAUUUACUUAAUGAAAUAUAUAUUUUAAUGAAUCACAUUUUUUUUUAAAUAUGUUUUGAGAGAUAGAAACAGUCGUGAAAAUAUUUGUACGACUCUGUUUUCUUAUUAAUUGUAACAACGUAUUCACAACAAUUUACUUUCAUAAAAUUUUCACAACAAUUUCAACAAUUUAUUUUUGAAAUUAUAUGAUGUCUAGUUAUUAUAAUAUUAUAAUAUAUUUUUUAGAUUCUCUCAAUGUUUAUUUCACUUUAAUAAAAAUAAGUAAAAUAAUAUUUUUAAAACACUACGGUCUAAUCACGUUAUAAAUAAUAAGUAAAAUGAACUUACUUCUGUCUCUUAGAUUUGUUCAUGAAAUAAAUUGUUUUUUUUUCUUUUUCUUUAUACAGUUUUUCUUAAAAUUAAUGAUUUAGACGAUGCAAAAGAAAUAACUUAUUCAUUUUAACUAAAAUUAUUUCAAAAUAGAAAAUCUGAAACUGGUGGAAUUUUUUUUGUAUCCCACUAAACUGAUUUACUGUAUAUAAUACUGGUGAAUUUUUUUGUAAGCACAAUUUGAAUUAGAGAAGUGAUCUGUUAACAUAUUUUAAAAGGCUUGCAGGUCACGUGUGCAGAGGAUGCAUGGUCAUGUUUCCAAAUUUAUAAGCACUUCAGUUAUUUUCUCAGCUAUACAUCUGCCUGCAGUUUCACUAAUGCUCAACCAAACACAUUAACAAAUUUGAACGAUAAAGAAGAAAUUUAUGAA
Brassica napus (rape) is the source of this 3252-nucleotide messenger RNA. RefSeq lists its product as uncharacterized. Lineage: Eukaryota; Viridiplantae; Streptophyta; Magnoliopsida; Brassicales; Brassicaceae. The transcript has a single exon. The record is from RefSeq and is a predicted model, not a curated record. The coding region runs from base 348 to 788 and encodes 146 amino acids.